GCAAAGUGAUAGAGAAACGUUUCUUAUUUACUUGGCUUCGCUGGAUCAAACACCUCUCUGAUCUCUAGUUUUCCAAUUCUGAAUUUCAGUUUUUUCAAUUCUAUUAAUUCUCUUAUUCUGUUAUACUUUGAUUGAUUGUUCUCUUCUUCCAUCUCUGCACAUACUCACCAAUUCUGUCCAUAGAAUUGUUUUUCCUGCAAAAUUUGAUACCUAUCUCACAAUCUCUUCGUUAUAACACGCAAGUAUUGUAACUGUAACACUAACUAAUUUUUAGAAAAAUGUCAUACGCGUAUCUUUUCAAGUACAUCAUCAUCGGCGACACUGGAGUGGGGAAAUCGUGUCUGCUGCUACAAUUCACUGAUAAAAGGUUUCAACCGGUGCACGACCUUACCAUAGGUGUCGAAUUUGGGGCUCGUAUGAUCACCAUCGAUAACAAGCCCAUCAAGCUCCAAAUUUGGGACACGGCUGGUCAAGAGUCCUUCAGAUCCAUUACCAGGUCCUACUAUAGAGGUGCUGCUGGUGCUUUGCUUGUCUAUGAUAUUACUAGGAGGGAAACAUUCAAUCACUUAGCCAGCUGGUUGGAGGAUGCCAGACAGCAUGCCAAUGCAAACAUGACAAUUAUGCUCAUUGGUAAUAAGUGUGAUCUUGCUCAUAGAAGGGCUGUCAGCACAGAGGAGGGGGAGCAGUUUGCCAAGGAGCAUGGAUUAAUUUUUAUGGAGGCCUCAGCAAAAACUGCUCAGAAUGUUGAGGAGGCAUUUAUAAAAACAGCUGCAACAAUAUAUAAGAAGAUUCAGGAUGGAGUUUUUGAUGUAUCAAACGAGUCUUAUGGAAUAAAAGUAGGAUACGGCGGUAUCCCAGGGCCAUCGGGAGGCAGAGACGGGUCAUCUUCUCAAGCAGGAGGGUGCUGCAGUUGAAUGCAUUCUCAUUUGUUAUACUUGAUAUGUGGAUUUUAUAUUUGUUUGUCUUGUGGGUCUGGAAAUUGUGACUAGUCUUGAAUAUAUUCGGAUAUAAAGCAUGGGAUACAUACAUGUAAAAUCGUGAUUGUGGUAUUUGAUUGUAAAUUGGUCAGUUGCUUUUGUAGUUUCUAUUUGUUUUUGGUGCUGCUGGUUGAAUUGUGAAUUGUGAAUUGUGAAAUGCCAAAAAGUGGGUUGUGUUUAGCA
Mercurialis annua (annual mercury) is the source of this 1160-nucleotide messenger RNA. Its product is annotated as ras-related protein RABB1c. The record is from RefSeq and is a predicted model, not a curated record. Bases 279 to 914 code for a protein of 211 amino acids. NCBI's taxonomy places the organism in Eukaryota, Viridiplantae, Streptophyta, Magnoliopsida, Malpighiales, Euphorbiaceae. Gene Ontology annotation, molecular function: GTP binding; GTPase activity. The transcript has 6 exons. Gene Ontology annotation, cellular component: Golgi apparatus.